ACAUUCGCUACGCUGCAUGUGCUUGCCUUACACAUGCUUCUCGUAGGACUAGAAUACUUCUCGUACGAGUCAGAUGAGAUAAUCAGCACCAGAGGUGAUAUUGUUACUGCUAUGGUUCACGAACAAAUGGAUGAUUUCAUUUGUGUGCUGUACCGAUGUGCCACUGGUCUCUCUAGAGCCGGCCUCAUAAAGGAAAAAUUGAGAAAGUCUGGGCCACAAAUGAAAAAAUUCCUCUCUAUGGUCGACAUCCUUUUCGAGGGUAUGAUGGAAAAUGAUGAAAAAUCUUGCAAUCACGACAAUAUCGUAAAUGUGUCUACAAUAGCGCAACAAUUGUGGUUUACGAAUGGGGAGGUACUGGACUACCGCUUCCAUCCAACUACACAACUUAAGAUUUGA
Strongylus vulgaris is the source of this 396-nucleotide messenger RNA. The record is from the annotation of a GenBank genome assembly. NCBI's taxonomy places the organism in Eukaryota, Metazoa, Nematoda, Chromadorea, Rhabditida, Strongylidae.